AUGGAACCAGAAAAUGAUACACAAAUUUCGGAAUUCCUUCUUCUAGGAUUUUCAGAGCAAGCAGAAAUACAGCUUCUUAUUUUUUGGCUGUUCCUCUCCAUAUACCUGGUCACUGUGCUGGGGAACCUGCUCAUCAUCCUGGCCAUCAUCUCAGACUCCCACCUGCACACACCCAUGUACUUCUUCCUCACCAACCUGUCCUUUGUGGACAUCUGCUUCACCUCCACCACAAUCCCCAAGAUGCUGGUGAACAUCCAGACACAGAGCAAGGCCAUUACCUAUGCAGGCUGCAUCACCCAAAUGUACUUCUUAUUGCUUUUUUCAGGAUUGGACAUCUUUCUGCUGACUGUGAUGGCUUAUGACAGAUAUGUGGCCAUCUGUCACCCCCUGCACUACAUGAUCGUCAUGAACCACCGCCUCUGCAGACUGUUGGUUCUGGCAUGCUGGAUCAUGAGUUUCCUGAAUUCCUUGUUGCAUAGCUUCAUGGUAUUGAGACUGUCCUUCUGCACAGACUUGGAAAUCCCCCACUUUUUCUGUGAACUUAACCAGGUGGUCCACCAUGCCUGUUCUGACACCUUUCUUAAUGACAUGGUGAUAUAUAUCACAGCUGUGUUUCUGGCUGUUGGCCCCCUCACCGGCAUCCUUUACUCUUACUCUAAGAUAGUGUCCUCCAUCCAUGCAAUCUCAUCAGCUCAGGGGAAGUACAAAGCCUUCUCCACCUGUGCAUCUCACCUCUCUGUGGUCUCCUUAUUUUAUUGCACGCUGCUGGGAGUAUAUCUUAGUUCUUCUGUGACCCAAAACUCACACUCCACUGCAACAGCCUCUUUGAUGUACACUGUGGUCACCCCCAUGCUGAACCCCUUCAUCUACAGUCUGAGGAAUAAGGACAUUAAGAGUUCUCUGAGAAGGCUUCUUGGGAGGACAUCUGGAAGAGAACCAAUUCAUCCACCUCAGUAG
Messenger RNA from Marmota flaviventris (yellow-bellied marmot), 957 nucleotides. Its product is annotated as olfactory receptor 7A17-like. The record is from RefSeq and is a predicted model, not a curated record. Gene Ontology annotation, biological process: G protein-coupled receptor signaling pathway. Lineage: Eukaryota; Metazoa; Chordata; Mammalia; Rodentia; Sciuridae. Gene Ontology annotation, molecular function: olfactory receptor activity; G protein-coupled receptor activity. Gene Ontology annotation, cellular component: membrane.